UGAUCUCCGGUGAUGGUUGCGUGCAUUCCCACCCGAGCCCCUCACCAACAUAUUCCACACCCUCGCUGUCGUUUUUUCCACUCCGUAACGUCGCGUGCUGAGCGUGGCUGAGUAAUCGGCGCCGCAUCCGCCGAUCCGCUCUCGCAUCCCCAACAUGGACCGCAGGGGGAGGACUUGAGAGCUUCUUUCUUGAUUUCUGUUCUGCUUCUUUCGUCUGCGGGAAGGAGGAGAGCCAUGGCCCGCCCGCUGGUUGCGAUCCAGUCGGCGGUCCUGUUGCUCUUUGGGAGCGACGUCUUCCUGGUGGCGGCAAAUCGUCCGCCAGCUCCCGUCAACGUGUCCGUCAUUCACCUUCGCUCUGACUCGGCGACCGUUUCCUGGGAGGUCCCCGAGGGAGAUAUCAUCAUCGGCUUCUCGGUCUCACAGCAAAGGCGGGACGGACACACGCGGCGCUUCAUCCGGGAGGUCAACACCACCAGCCGAUCUUGCGCCCUGUGGGACCUGCAGGAGGAGACGGACUACGUCGUGCAGGUGCAGUGCAUCGGCCUCUACGGCGAAAGCCAAGCCAGCGAGAAGGUCCGCUUUCGCACGCUGGGAAAGGGCGACGGCUUUCCCUCCAACACUUCUGAGCAAGAUGACCCAACGGUGCAGGGCUUGGAGAGGUCGCGGCAUCUGCAGACAGGAGAGGUCAUCAUUAUAGUGGUGGUCUUACUUAUGUGGGCAGCCGUCAUCGCCCUGUUCUGCCGCCAGUAUGACAUCAUCAAGGACAAUGACUCCAGCAACAAUAAGGAGAAGGUCAAGCCGUUGUCGGAGAGGAGCACGCCAGAUCGCCACAGCGGAGGGCUGCUUAGGACCAAGCUUCACCCAUCCAUGCCGUCCAUCAACAUCAUCGAAGUGUGACGGCAAAGA
Molecule: messenger RNA, 906 nt
Organism: Hippocampus comes (tiger tail seahorse)
Lineage: Eukaryota; Metazoa; Chordata; Actinopteri; Syngnathiformes; Syngnathidae
Gene: fndc4a
Product: fibronectin type III domain containing 4a
Exons: 6
Coding region: 235-897 (220 amino acids)
Cellular component (GO): plasma membrane; extracellular region
Molecular function (GO): protein binding
Source: RefSeq, a predicted model, not a curated record